AUAGUUAACUUUCAACUCGCUAUACCAUCACAAUGGAUCUUUAUUAUUCACCUUAUUCUGCAUCGACUGGUGCCCUCCUUUUACUUGGCAAGGCUCUUGGUCUGGAAUUCAAUAAAAUUGAGGUCAGCGUCGCCGCGAAGGAGCAUCUAAAGCCUGAGUUUGUGAAGAUCAAUCCUCAGCACACUAUACCUACGAUCGUUGACAAAGGAUACGUUCUGUGGGAAUCACGUGCCAUUCUCACAUAUCUGAUUGAGCAGUAUGGAAAGGACGAUUCUCUGUACCCCAAGGAUCCUAAGAAACGAGGGGUUAUAAAUCAACGCCUCUACUUUGAUGUGGCAACGCUUUACCCGGCUCUUGCAGAUUAUUACCAUCCACAGUUCUACAAGAAGCCUCUUGAUCCUGAGCUAUUUAAGAAGGUAGAAGAGGUCCUAAAUUUCCUUGAAAAUUUCUUGGAUGGCAAAAAGUACCUGGCUGGUGAUUCUCUCAGCGUUGCGGACAUUUCCAUCCUCUCAACUAUUGCUUCAUUCCAAGGUAUUGGUCUGGACAUUGGCAAAUACAAAAAUAUUGCGAGGUGGUACGAGAAUGGCAGCAAAGUCGCUCCCGGAUGGGAUGAGGUCGAGAAGAGUGCAGCUGCUUUGAAGGCUAUACUGAAAUCAUUGCAGUAGAAAUUAACCUAUUGCAUUACUUAAAAAAUAAAUAAAUAAAUUGCUAUUAUAUUUAAGAAGAUUUU
Drosophila sulfurigaster albostrigata is the source of this 730-nucleotide messenger RNA. Its product is annotated as glutathione S-transferase 1-1-like. Gene Ontology annotation, biological process: glutathione metabolic process. The record is from RefSeq and is a predicted model, not a curated record. Lineage: Eukaryota; Metazoa; Arthropoda; Insecta; Diptera; Drosophilidae. The transcript has a single exon. Gene Ontology annotation, molecular function: glutathione transferase activity. The coding region runs from base 33 to 665 and encodes 210 amino acids.